This is a messenger RNA of Phasianus colchicus (ring-necked pheasant), 628 nucleotides long. The record is from RefSeq and is a predicted model, not a curated record. NCBI's taxonomy places the organism in Eukaryota, Metazoa, Chordata, Aves, Galliformes, Phasianidae.
AUGGAGCCUGGCUGCACCCCUCCUAAACCCCAUUUAAGGACUGAGUGCCACUGGGGAAGGGUGUCUUUCUGGAGAUCCCUCCUCUGUGGAGUCUUUCCUGUGAACCUAGGUCUUCAGGUACAGACAGUUCCACUGGGGCUGGGAGAUGGACAGUUGUUCACCUGGACUGAUGGACUGAAAAGGAAGGAUUGGCACGAUUAUGAAAGUAUUCAAAAAGAUGCUAUGCGUUCAGGGAAAGGUGAACAUGGAAAGCCGUACCCUCUGACAGAGGAAGACCAUGAUGAUUCAGCUUAUAGAGAAAAUGGCUUCAACAUAUUUGUUAGCAACAAUAUAGCACUGGAGCGAUCUCUGCCAGACAUCCGACAUCCUAACUGUAAGCACAAGGUGUACUUGGAAAAGCUACCAAAUACCAGCAUAAUUAUUCCAUUUCAUAAUGAAGGCUGGACUUCCCUCUUGCGAACAAUACACAGUAUUAUCAACCGCACUCCAGACAGCCUGAUUGCAGAAAUCAUUCUUGUGGAUGACUUCAGUGACAGAGGUAAGGCCCAAAUGGCUUUGUUUUAUUUGAAAGUUUUUAUGAAACCUGGUUCCUGUUGAAAUGAAAGUUUAAGGAAAAACUGAGAAAAAA